AUGCCAGCUGAACAUCUCAGAAGUCCAAGAUGCCCGUUCGAAGUCACAGCCACGAGUUCGGCCCUGUUCUACCAGAACCGGCUCACGUCAAUCAGAAGUCCAAGAGAGAGAAGCCGUUUCCUUGAUCUUUGCCUUCAACAAUGGUUAUCCACUCCAGAUCAUCGACACCACCAGGUUCGCCGCCCAGCAAACUUCCGGAACCUCCCUCUUCAACCCAACCUUUUGGGGAACAAGACUCCAGAUGGAACCGCCACCGCCGAUCCGGACUUCAUCGAGAGCCCGGAAAGACUCAACGUCGCCAUCACCCGCACCAAGUCGCUUUGCCUCGUGUUGGUCGACGUCGCCGCAGCCGGACGAUCGAAGUUAUGGUCCAACCUUUUCUGCAAGAUCCCGCCCGGAGCCUUCCACAACAAUCCGAGCCACCUCAUGCGGCAUCUGCAGACACUCCACUAG
Messenger RNA from Caenorhabditis remanei, 453 nucleotides. RefSeq lists its product as uncharacterized. The transcript is spliced from 2 exons. The coding region runs from base 1 to 453 and encodes 150 amino acids. The record is from RefSeq and is a predicted model, not a curated record. Lineage: Eukaryota; Metazoa; Nematoda; Chromadorea; Rhabditida; Rhabditidae.